UCAUGAUGUUGUCAUUUCACAAUAAAGAUCAUGAUAUGAUCUGCUAGACUACUUGGAGAAAGGAUUUUUUGUGGAAGAAGUUUUAUCCGUGUGAUUUUUUUGAGAAAAAAAUAAUUUAAUAGGUCUUAAGGAAAAUGAAAAAAUCAAGAACUGUGCACAAUUUUCUGGACUAUGUCCAUCCAGAAGACUUUGCAGCUUCAAAGUUUGGGAACUCCUUAACUGUUCCACGAAGAAGCUUCAGAGACCAAGAUAUAAGGAGGAACAGUAAUAUCAGUUGUGGAACCUCUUCUAGCUGCAUGAGUGAAAGCAAUGAUAACUUUCUGGACAUAUACAGCCAAAGUCUAAUUAGCUCGCGAUGCAACAGUUUGACUCUUUCUGAAAUUUUUCACGUCUCAGUCCUUGGCGAUAAUGAUGUUGGAAAGCACUCAUUGCUCCAUAUGUUUACUGAUACUGAGGAUAUAUGGGGUGACAUGACAGAAAGUAAUACCGAGGACAACGAAAUUUGUGUUUCACUCGAUGGCACAGAAACAUCACUUAUUUUUGUUGAACAAAUUACUUUGGAGAAUAUCAGAGCAUGCGCAUACAUGGAUGUCAUAGUAGUAAUGUACUCGGUAGUUGAUGUUGAGUCAUUCAGGUACGCUGGCAAAAUUGUUGGAGAGAUCAACAAACAUUACAGGAAACCAGUCAUUCUAGUUGCUAACAAAGUUGAUCUGGCCAGAAAGCGUGCCAUUUUUACAAAAGAUGGUGAAAAACUGGCCAAUAGAUUUGGGUGCAAGUAUGUUGAGUUAUCGCUCGUCUUGAAUCAUAACGUAGAUGAUCUAUUAGUAGGCAUUGUGCGACAAGCUCGCCUUCAACCACAAUCAUCAACGAUAUCACAAACAUCAACGAUAUCACAAUCAUCAACGAUAUCACAAACAUCGACAGAAAAACAACAAAACAGAGUUCAAAAAUUGACAAAGGGACUUUUAAAAAGAUGGAGAAAGUUACGACCAAAGGGAUCUCUUUGUACGAAUCUGUUUGAUUCAUGAAUUGGGCAAGUGUUUCUUGCCCAGACUCUACUAACCUUUAUUUGUUAUGGUGUUUCCCAAAAUCCUGUCAGGGAUUUUUGUUUCUUAUUAAGAGAGUUGUCUGAAAGUAAAAAAAAAAUAAACAUUGUCGUUGAUAAAGUAUAACAACAAGUGAUUCUUCUCCAGAAAGUAUCAGAAAUUGAGAAUAAAAAAGAUGUUAAAGUUAAACAAAAGACCAUAACUUUCAUUCACUAUAAGAAAAUACAGUAAGAAUUGUGGACGGGAUGUUUGUUCUACGAUUAAUUCUUUCCAUGAAAAUUAAAAAGAAAUGAGAUUAAAUAAAGGGGGAAAAAUGUCUUCCACAUUUGCCAGUAGAAUGAACAUUAAAAUCAAUCGUAUAUUCAUGGUGCUACAUAUCGGAGACACAGCAAUAAUUAACUUUAUGAUUCAAUGAUUUUGUUUCAAAAACCUUUUUUUCAUAUUAUAUUACA
This is a messenger RNA of Saccostrea echinata, 1498 nucleotides long. Its product is annotated as GTP-binding protein REM 1-like. Gene Ontology annotation, molecular function: GTP binding; GTPase activity; calcium channel regulator activity. Lineage: Eukaryota; Metazoa; Mollusca; Bivalvia; Ostreida; Ostreidae. The transcript is spliced from 4 exons. The coding region runs from base 135 to 1028 and encodes 297 amino acids. Gene Ontology annotation, cellular component: plasma membrane. The record is from RefSeq and is a predicted model, not a curated record.